UGUGUGUGUGUAUUGUGCGUUGUGCUAUGAUAAUUUAGUAGUGGUUCAUUUCGAUGUUCAUAGUAUUGAGCAGGUAUCCAUUCAUGCAUUGGAUGCUACACGAAUUCGUUUGAAUUGUUUUCAUGGGUUUUGACUACUGUCCAAUACAACACUUGCAGGUAAAUUCCGUUGCAUUCCAAUCGUUCUAGUAUAUGGUAUAUUUGUUUCCACUACCAACAAAAAACGAGGGAUUGUUGUGAUUGUAAAAAAUGUUCACAAUGUUUACCACAAUCCCGGUAUUGAUCAUCUUGGCUUGGUUUGAUUCAUUUUCACUAAUCAAUGCACAACGUAAUCCAACGAUAUCAUUCAUUAGUAAAGAUAAAGUGGUCAAUAUUGGUGAUAAUCUCGAAUUGAAAUGUCAGGCACAAGAUGCUGAAAGUUAUCCGGUUGCCUGGACAAAGCUAAGUCCAUCGGCUGAUCAAGAACAAGUAUUCAUAUCGAAAGGACAAUCGAUAAUAAUACCAAGUAAUCGUCAUCAAAUCCUGUAUGAUGAUCGGGAUUCAACAUAUACAUUAUUAAUUGAAAAAAUUCAAGAAAUUGAUGUCGGUAUUUAUCGUUGUGAAAUAACAACAGCAGUGAAUACGAAAAUAUGGGCCGAUGUACCGGUUAUUGUACGUAUACCACCGGUUAUAGCAGAUAAUUCCACCCGGUCGGUUAUAACGGCUGUUGGUGAACGUGUUACAUUAAAAUGUUAUGCAUCCGGUUACCCAACACCAAUGAUUAGUUGGCGACGGGAAAAAAAUCGUCUUCUACCGAAUCAGAUGGCUUUCUACAAGGGCAAUAAUCUUACCAUUGAUCAUGUGACUAAAGAUGAUCGUGGAACAUAUUAUUGUGUUGCAGAUAACGGUGUUGGACAAGGGGCACGUCGUAAUAUUGGUGUCGAAGUAGAAUUUCCACCGUUCGUACGAGCUGGACGAUCAUUAGUGAAACAAGCUUUACAAUAUGAUGCCGAUCUACAUUGUCACAUUGAAGCAUUUCCAUCGCCAUCGAUUCAAUGGUAUAAAGAUGGUCAAGUCAUUAAUGAUAAUCAACAUUAUCAGAUCAAUACUUUUGUACGUACCGAUGAAUUCAUCGAUACAACAUUACGUGUACGAAGGAUUGAAAAACGUCUAUUCGGUAUUUAUGUAUGUCAGGCGAAUAAUAAAUUGGGUACAAAUCAAACGAUGAUAGAAUUAUCAGAAUCGGUCAACAUUGUUUGUCCACCGGCUUGUGAUGUUGGUUUCUAUAUAAGUGGCGCCGCCUCAUAUCAUCAUCAAUUUUUAUCAUCAUCGAUCAUUAUCUUUAUUAGUGUGUCCAUUGUUUGGAGAUAAAGCAAGGAAAUUUUCGAUUCCUAAUCCAUGUGCAAUGUGUUGAAUGAGAAUGCCAAAAAAAAAAAAAAAAAAAAAAUCUAAAAACACAGAACUGCCCUGAUGAUUGAAAAUUUUUAAAUGGUUGACUUU
Messenger RNA from Dermatophagoides farinae (American house dust mite), 1478 nucleotides. Its product is annotated as lachesin. Gene Ontology annotation, biological process: homophilic cell-cell adhesion; synapse organization. Gene Ontology annotation, molecular function: axon guidance receptor activity. Gene Ontology annotation, cellular component: neuronal cell body; plasma membrane; axon. The record is from RefSeq and is a predicted model, not a curated record. NCBI's taxonomy places the organism in Eukaryota, Metazoa, Arthropoda, Arachnida, Sarcoptiformes, Pyroglyphidae.